UUCACUUCUCUCAACCUCUUUCGCCAUUACCACCCUGCUCUCACGAGCAAAAUACGGUAACCACAGGUGGUGUAUUUAUGGCUACCGGAGCUGCCGGCGAUGCAAUUUUCCGGGGAGUAUUUGAAGGAUCUAUUUCCGGUCACGAUCUAGAAUUUUCAAAAAGGCCAUACCACCGGAAUUGUGGCUGUGCAUUGCAUAAAUCGAGAGGGAACUGUUCUCAUUCGUCGAGAUAUAUGACUGUUUCGUAUCCGAUUCGCCGGUCGUGGAGUGAAGGAUGUUUAUCGUUGGUUGCGGCGGCGUCAGCGGCGGCGUCCGGUCAUUCAUCGCCGUGUUCUUCACCUUCUGUGGCGGUUGCCGAUAUCAGUAAGAGGAAUUUGCUUCCGGUUAAUGAAGACGUUGAAGAUCUCGUUUUCAGUAAGGUUUAAUAAUUUAAUUUUUUUUUCUAAUUAAGGGAAUAAUAAUUGCUGUUUUUUU
This is a messenger RNA of Solanum verrucosum, 474 nucleotides long. RefSeq lists its product as uncharacterized. NCBI's taxonomy places the organism in Eukaryota, Viridiplantae, Streptophyta, Magnoliopsida, Solanales, Solanaceae. Bases 78 to 425 code for a protein of 115 amino acids. The record is from RefSeq and is a predicted model, not a curated record. The transcript has a single exon.